Arvicanthis niloticus (Nile rat) is the source of this 3329-nucleotide messenger RNA. RefSeq names its product T cell activation inhibitor, mitochondrial (gene Tcaim). Gene Ontology annotation, cellular component: mitochondrion. The record is from RefSeq and is a predicted model, not a curated record. Lineage: Eukaryota; Metazoa; Chordata; Mammalia; Rodentia; Muridae.
GCAAUUAAUGGAUGCUUGGAAGUUGGUGUGCUUAUUCAGAAAUGUUUUGCCACCUGAGGCCUUUGAGGAGGUUCUGCCUGAGGAAGGUCCUCCCUCAUUGGCUUCACUACUCUCGAGCUUUAUCAGGGGCAGAAGCCAUCAAUGCCUUGAGGCCUUUCUACUUUGCAGUUCAUCCUGAUUUCUUUGGACAGCACCCCAGGGAAAGGGAAGUCAAUGAAAAUUCUCUUAAGAGAUUAAGUGUCUACUUAGAAAAUCUCCAGAAACCAGGCUUCAAAUCUCUGAAACCAACUCAGCUUACAUUUUAUAUAAGAGAAAAAACAGCUCAGAAUUCCUCUGAAGGCCAGGAGCCUAUCAGCACUACCACUCCCGGAUUCCGAGCAGUCAGAUUUACUUUGCACAGCAGCGAUCUGCUAAGCACAGUAUUGUAUAUUCUCAACUCCUGCAGUUUGCCUGUUGAACACGUCCAAAGCUUGAACACUAAUGUGCAUUCCCAGCCUCUCAAGGAAGCUACAGGGAUGCCUGACAGACCCAUCAAAUGGCAUAGGUCCUAUUACUCCUUUACUGGGUUCAAGGACCCUGACGAAGACCUCGAACAUGUCUCAAGAGUGGAAACAACCCUAACGUCCUGGUUAGGUAGCAAUGGGAAAGGUGCUGUUAAAAAGCUGAAGAACAGUCUGCCACUUAGGAAGGAGCUGGAUCGUCUGAAGAGCGAACUAUCUGAGCUUCUGCAGCUUUCAGAUAUCAGGUGGCAAAGGGGCUGGGGAGUUGCCCAUCGCUGCAGCCAGCUACACAGUCUUAGCCGCCUCGCACAGCAGAAUCUGGAGCCGCUUCAGAACGUGAAAGGAUGCACCGUUGUCUUCACAGACCGCUCUGGUAUGAGUGCAUUGGGCCACGUGAUGCUGGGAACUAUGGAUGUCCACCACCACUGGACAAGGCUUUUUGAAAGCUUGCCAAGUUAUUUUGCCCUUCAGAGGAGAAUGUCAGCCUUAGAAGACCGAAUAAGCAAUCUUCUAGGGGGAAUCCAGGUGGUUUACAUGGAAGAGCUCCAGCCGGCGCUCACACUGGAUGAGUACUACUCUCUCCUGGACACCUUCUAUAACCAGCUGCUGAGAAGCAGGGCGCCUCCCCACCCUCAGAGUCUGAGCGGUUUGCAGAUGAUCCUUAGCAGUGACAGGUAUGCACCAAGCUUGCAUGAACUUGGGCAUUUUAAUAUCCCAGCCCUCUCGGAUCCUGCAAGCCUGCAGUCAUUCAUGAGAACCAAAGCCCAACAGGCAAGAGAAAACAUGACAAGAAGGGAGAGGUUAAAAGUUAUUGAAAAUGAAUUGAUACAGGCUUCAACAAAGAAAUUUUCUCUGGAGAAGUUGUAUAAAGAACCCAGCAUUUCUAGUAGACAGAUGGUGGAUUGCUGUAAGAGACUUCUGGAACAAUCGCUGCCUUAUCUACAUGGGAUGCACCUCUGCGUCUCACAUUUCUAUUCUGUCAUGCAAGAUGGAGACCUGUGCAUCCCGUGGAACUGGAGAAAGGAGAAGCCGUGAAAUAACACAGAUCUCUGUUUUAUUUUCUGAAGAAAUGAAAAACUGUUGAAUUUAUUUAAAUUCAGUUUGAUAUAACAUUAGUAUUUACGUGUUAGAACUAAGUGUCUAACUGCUGCUAUAAAAGUGGGUGGGUUUUCUUUUUAGUGAUUUUAUGCUAAGAAACUUGUUUUUAAAAGGUUUUAUCCCCCUAGACUUACGAUGCUGAUGGCUAGGCAAAAGAUACUAGAAGGAAAAAAAACUAUUUUAAAGAUAUACAAUAGAAGGUUCUUUAGGACUCAUAUAUAUAUUUUUCUAUAGUGAAUGUGAGUGGAUGUAAAUUGGUCUCAUUCAGUAUAGCUCUUUAGGACUGGAACUCAAUUCUUACCUGCAACACAGUUUAAUGUGCACCUUCAUAGUUACAUCUCAUAGACACACACACACACUUUGUAGCCAGUAAUAGACAGUUAUUCAAAACAGAUGACUGAUUAAUAGCAAAAAUUAAAUAACCAAAUUAAAAAUAAAAUAACCAAAAUUUUGCUGAAGAGAAAGAUUUUUUUAAAACCCUAUUGAAUAUAUACUACUAACAUUGUCUUAUACUAAUUUACUAAAACAUCAGUGACAGAGAAUUUAAAUACAUGAUUUCUUCUACCAAUUAAAAUAUCUCGAUAGAGCACAUUUUUGGUAGGCACAGGCAUCCCUAAGAUGAGUAAGAUGUCAUAUUAUAACCUAGCCUGAAACUCCUUAACAAGCUUUCUUCAUUUCUUCAGCUCUGGCCCAGGCAGAGCCUUGUGCUAUGGCUCGUUCUCAGAAGCAUGGCCUCCUGUGGUCUCAGGCGUCUCCUGCACAGUGAGAGAGGCCUGCUCUCUCUUCAGAGCAGACCCACAGUGCAUUAGAACAAAGAUGCUAAAAUCAGUUUUUCAUGUUUUGGGUUUUUACGAAACAUCAGUAGUUUAAACAGUUCAAAUUUAUGUCCAAAAUAAGAAGUGAUGUAUAAAAGGCUUGUGUGUGCCAUUGGUGGCUUCUGACCCAUGCUAAGUGACGAAUGUUGCUGUAAAUACUCUUUAUAAGAAACAGUCCUUAUUUGGUGGCACACAUCUUUAAUCCCAGCUCUUGAGAAGCAGAGGCAGGUGGAUCUCUGUGAGUUUAAGGCCAGCCUGGUCUAUAAAGUGAGUUCCAGGGCAGCCAUGGAUGUUAAACACAAAGAAACCCUGUCUUGGGGGUAGGGGGUGGGGAGAGGUGGCGUCAAACAUGAAAUUUAUUAGAAAAUUGCUUGGAUUGUGCCGUGUCUAAAUAUCAACUAACAUGGAAUCUUGUAUAAUGUGUGUUGCACUGGAUUGUCUCAGAACUAACAUAAUGAACUAUGCCUUGGCUGGCACACAGCUGCUUUCCAUGUGUUCCAGCCAAUGAGUUUCGUGACUUUAGUGGUAGGAAGUUCUUAGAUGUCAUCCUUUGAGCUUCACUGCAGAUGUAUGUCCUCUCUCCACCACAGAGGGCACAGGUGAAACCUCUGACACAAAAUGGUCUCCAAAGGAAUCUGAGCUCUGCUCACAUCUGAGCUGUCCCCCAUCCCCUCCCUCCAAAGAGCUGGGGCAACGUCCUUAACUCCAGGGCUGUAUCUGUUCUCAGCAUGGGCUGCCAGAGCCUGCCCUUCCUUUCCUUUGUCUCUACAUAAACUACCUAUUUCCUUUGGAGAAGUGUUUUCAGUCUGUGUUGGCACCUUAUAAAACACAGUUGCAUCCAAUCAAGAACCAAUGUAACCAUUAUCUCCCCAAAGCCUUUAAUGUCUCUACAGACCAAUAAACAGAUCUAAACAUG